Eucalyptus grandis is the source of this 1601-nucleotide messenger RNA. RefSeq names its product cycloartenol-C-24-methyltransferase. The transcript is spliced from 13 exons. The record is from RefSeq and is a predicted model, not a curated record. Lineage: Eukaryota; Viridiplantae; Streptophyta; Magnoliopsida; Myrtales; Myrtaceae. Gene Ontology annotation, cellular component: endoplasmic reticulum. Gene Ontology annotation, molecular function: sterol 24-C-methyltransferase activity. Gene Ontology annotation, biological process: sterol biosynthetic process. The coding region runs from base 246 to 1307 and encodes 353 amino acids.
CACCAUUUGGUACUGUCCUCUCCAGACCCUCACUUUGCUUUGCAUAUCGUUGAAAAAAAGGCUUGUUUCUGCUUUGAUCCUACCUACACCCUGCAUUAUUGUUCUUGUACUAACUGUAGAAUCUACGUGGCCGUAUCAAUUGAUUCAUGCGAUGAAGAAAACUCCAAAACGAGCUAAUUCUUUUGCGAAUCUCCUUGCUUUUGGUAGGUAAAUAGCAAGCGAGUUUAUUGGCAGUGGUGGCAAUAAUGUCAAAAGCCGGAGCGCUGGAUCUGGCGGCGGGCGUUGGAGGAACGAUCCAGAGAAGCGAAGUCCUCUGCGCCGUUGACAAGUAUGAGAAGUAUCAUGUCUGCUAUGGAGGUGAAGAGGAAGAAAGGAAAACUAACUACAGUGACAUGGUCAACAAAUAUUAUGAUCUUGUUACCAGCUUCUAUGAGUAUGGCUGGGGAGAGUCCUUCCAUUUUGCACGCAGAUGGAAAGGAGAGUCUCUACAAGAGAGCAUGAAGAGACAGGAACACUUCCUGGCGUCGCAGCUAGCCUUAAAACCGGGUUACGAGGUGCUGGAUGUAGGGUGUGGAAUUGGCGGACCCCUCAGGGAAAUAGCUCGAUUCAGCUUCGCAUCUAUUACUGGAUUAAACAACAACGAGUACCAGAUAACAAGGGGAGAGGAACUGAAUCGCGCUGCAGGCGUGGACAAGACAUGCAAAUUUGUUAAGGCUGAUUUCAUGCAUAUGCCAUUCUCUGACAAUACUUUUGAUGCGGUUUAUGCAAUUGAAGCUACCUGCCAUGCACCCGACAUUUAUGGAUGUUACAAAGAGAUUUACAGAGUAUUAAAGCCUGGGCAGUAUUUUGCUGCAUACGAAUGGUGCAUGACUGAUUCAUUUGAUCCGCACAACAAAGAGCACCAAGAUAUUAAGGCAGAGAUUGAGAUAGGAAAUGGCCUCCCAGACAUCCGGCUGACUGGGCAAUGCAUUGAAGCUCUAAAACAAGCAGGUUUUGAGGUCAUAUGGGAGAAAGAUCUAGCCGAAGAGUCUCCGGUCCCUUGGUACCAGGUUCUGGACGGAAACCAUUUCUCCUUGAGUAACUUCCGCGUGACACCACUUGGGCGUUUCAUUACCAGAAUCAUGGUCGAAGCUCUCGAGUGCGUGGGGCUAGCCCCAGAAGGAAGCCUAAGGGUGCUAAAAGUUCUGGAGAGGGCUGCGGAGGGCUUAGUCAAAGGCGGAAGGAUGGGGAUCUUUACGCCGACUUACUUCUUCUUGGUUCGGAAGCCUCAAUGUGAGAGUUCGGUAAUGACGCAGGGAUCGUGCUAAUUGAACUUAUGACGAAGAAAUGGUGUCGUCCGGAGUUGGAAUGGCCCGAUCACCUCUUUUGAAUUUGAGCGUGAGAGUGUGGCUUGUAAAGUUCGCUUUUCAGUUGCUCGUGGGAGUUGUGUUUCUAUUAGACUUGGUGUCUGCUGCUAUUGGAUCUUUUACAGGAACAUCUUAUUGUGCGAAACAUCAAUCACCAUGUCCAUUGUAUCUCUUCUUAGUUUGUGCAAUGGUAUGAACUGUUGUACCUAUUGAUUCUUGCUAUUCGGCAAUUAAACAGAUUACGGAUUUCCUGCA